Messenger RNA from Papilio machaon (common yellow swallowtail), 3668 nucleotides. Its product is annotated as tyrosine-protein phosphatase non-receptor type 13. The record is from RefSeq and is a predicted model, not a curated record. NCBI's taxonomy places the organism in Eukaryota, Metazoa, Arthropoda, Insecta, Lepidoptera, Papilionidae. The coding region runs from base 211 to 3435 and encodes 1074 amino acids. Gene Ontology annotation, cellular component: cytoskeleton. The transcript is spliced from 2 exons. Gene Ontology annotation, molecular function: protein binding.
AACGAACAACUUCGUUCACAAUUUGUUACCAAAUAUUUUUAUUUUGUAACAAGAGAUAAAGAGAGGGCGUUUUCAAUAUUCAAAUAAUGUGCAUUUGGCUUAGUUAAUUUCGUAAUGAAAAUGUUUUAGGGUACGCAUAGCUGUAGGGUUGAAAUAUGAAACAACGAAUUUUAAAGAAAUUGUUCGUUUUCAAGAAUUUGUAAAAUUGCGAUGCCACGAAACUGUGAUGAAGAUUCAGGGCGCAGCUCCUGUUCGGCUGCUUCUAUCACAUUCAGCCCUGUAAUGGACUAUCAUCACUUUAAAUCUGAAGAUCAACUAGAAAUAAAACAGUUACGAAAUCAAGCUAUUGCAGCCAAUGCAACCUUAAAAGUGAGCACUCGUCCAAGAAGCUAUGUUGGCCUUAUGAGUUCACCGGAUGAAAAAGAUCCAUUUCCAAGUUACAGGGUAUCUCAAACACAUAGAAAUGCUGUUUUCAAUUUAUUUGAUACACCCAGGCUUGGGGGUUUGAGCAAUGCACAUUCGACUUUUGAUAUAGCUACCAGCACCCAAAUAGAACAACCACAAAUUCAAAAUGAUGCUGUAUCUAUGUCGGCUGUUAAUUCUGAUGAAGGCAAGUUUAACAAAGCUAAGCAGACUACACAAUCAUCUAAUUUCAAAAGAGGUAAACCUGUUCAAAGAGCUGCAUCUAGGCUUUAUAAAGCUGAUGGUUUAAAAGGUAAAGAAGGCUGCAUUGGUCCUGAAUUUAUUGUGCGAGCUUCCCAACCAAUUAAGCAUAUAGAUUUAACACUAAGUGCUGUGUGUGAUAAAAGAAUUGUAACUAUUGUGUUACUAAAUGGACAAAGGAUAGAGGUGCUUUGUGAUCCGGCAACAAUAACCGCUGGUCAGCUAUUUGAAGGGGUGGUCCACAGUGAAAAAUAUGAACACAAUUUUAUGCUUGGAGUAGCGGCUUUAAUUGGUGGAGAUUUUGUUUUCCUGCCAGAUGAUUAUAAAAUUAAAAAAAUAGCCCCUGAAAACUGGCAUAAAACAAAUAAGAAAAAUAGAGGAAUUGAGGAAAUUAUCUCAUUAACAGUAUUCUUAAGGAUAAAAUUUUUCCUUCCUAAAAGUAUUGCAAGUAAUAUUCAAGGCGGUGAGUGGAGAUACAGGGUGUAUCUUCAGCUGCGAAGGGCAACUGUUGAAGGACAAAUGACUUCAACAAUCCAAAAUCUCAUUUUACUUGCAGGGUAUGCUUUGCAUAUAGAGUUUGGGGAAUAUUCUUACAGGGAACAUGGAUCUGCUGAUUAUUUCUUGUUAGAACACUAUUUACCAGAAUCUGUUAUAACCCAAGAUAUGGCAGAUAUCAAAUUAAGAAUGAAGAGAGCUCACGAAUCCAGGAGAGGUCUAGACAGAAAUAAAGCCAUAAUUAAUUAUAUAACACUAGCACAAACAUUUAGAGACUAUGGGGCACAUUUUUACUCAGCUGUAUGGGCUACUAGAGAUGGGUUUUGUAGAGAUGUAUGGUUGUCUAUUGCCCCAAGAGGGAUAACAUUAUUUUCUCGGAAUGGUCAAGGAGUUGAUGAUUCCAGUUUAAAUACCAACCGGAUAGUAUUACAGAGCCUCCCAUGGCACCAUAUCCACACUUUCUAUUACAAUAAGAAAAGUUUAUACAUUAUGCCUAAUUCAUAUUCUGGCUUAUCAAAAAUUGGUAUUAAAUACAAACUUAAAAUGACGGACAAUAAGAGUUACUUUACAUUUUGGUUAGCCUCAUUGCACCACAGGUUGUAUUUAAAAUUAUAUGCAAAAGAAGAUUUUAUCACAUAUUUAUCUGCUGAAAUUGGCUCACCUUCAGGUAACAGCCCAAAGAAAGUAGAUUGCAGUAACUACCAAGAUAGUUAUAAUUUAGCAGUUAGAAAUCCCACAAGAGUUAGAAGACCUGCUAGAAGAAGAUUUAAGGUUGACAUAUUUGGGGACAAGAAAGUACAAGAUAAAGAAAAUGAAAAGCCAGACACUGAAGAAUUGUUACGUAGGAUAAUAGCCCCACAGCACAAUGAUAGUUUCUUAAAUUCCUCAAGUAUAGGGCAUGGGAGUUCAUCAAAUGAGGCUCUGUCCUCUUCAGAAAGCAGUCUACCGAGAAGGCACGGAGUGAAAAUGGGUACACGGGUAUUUAAAGGAAUGAAAACCGUCCUAGAUGGCAGUAAUCUUCGAUCACCAAUGUCAAAAAGUAUGAACGACUGCCGGAGAUCAGAUGGUACGAUACAUAGUGAUUCAGAUGACCUUAGCUUGGAGCAGAAAAAUCAUUGCAUUGUGAACAGUAUGAAACUGUUACCUGAAAGACAGUACAGUCAAAAUGUCAGUACAGGUCCAACUGCAUAUGUUUUAGAAUCACCCAAAGUAUAUUCUGAUGUUUUUAAUUAUAAAGAGGCAAAUGAGUCUUGUCUUAAUACAUCCUUAUUUGAAAAAUUGGAUACCAUGGAAUAUGUACAAGGUGAAAGAGUUUUUGUUACUGCAGUCAUAGAAAGAGAUGAAACAAAUGCAUUGGGCCUGCAGGUUGCUGAGGGUUCCGAUGGUAAUGUGUAUAUAAAAUCAAUCACAUCGGGAAGCCCUGCAGAAUCAUGUAGAAAACUGUUGCCCGGUGACCAGAUCAUAUCUGUUAAUGGUCAGACAUUAUUAAAUUUAAAAUAUGAUAAAGCUUUAGCAAUGUUGCAAUCUGCCCCACAAAUUGUCGAACUAAUAGUUUUGCAGAAUGUAAAUAAGCAAUCGAAUUUAGAUUAUCACUCCCUUAUGGAAUCUAAUAAAGAAUUUAAUGGUAGCCAAAUAAAUUUAAAAGACAUUGGCAACUCUUUAGAUACAGAUUUAGACAAUGAUGAGUUACUCAAUGAAGAAGCUUUGAAGACUAUUUACGCGUUAAUAAAACUGACGAAAGAAAAAGUGAUCAGUAGAAUGAAAGAUAAGAGUAGUGCGCAAAAUACACCAAACAAAAGUAAUUUAAAAAAAUGUUAUUCAGAAAAUAAAGUUUAUGAGGAGUCUGAUUUGGCAGAUUAUUCAUCUCAAGAAAAUACGCCACAGAAAAAAGAUAAACAGAGGUUCAAUACAUGGCGUGGAGAAAUGACUAUCACCAGACAACGAAGACCUUUAAGCUUGAGUAUACCUAAUAACAUAUAUUUACCAGACGAGUACCUUGAUGAUAGCAAAAGUGAUAUUUUAUUAAAGAAGUCUUCAUUAAAAUCGAUUCAAUCAUCUAUAAACAGUUUGGAUAAAUCAGAGAAGAAUGCAUCAGUUAAAAAUGUCGCCUUACCAAGAAAUUAUGGACUGAGCCGAAAAUGGCUAGGACCAGUUCGAUAUCCUGUGACUCCUUGUAAAAAUAGCAAUAUAGAGAGUGCAAUUGUUAAUGACAAUGUAGUGAGGAGACACUUUGUUUAUGGUGCUGGUGAUUCUGAUGAAGAUCAGAUAUUUCUAUAAUCUGUUAAAUUUUUUAUCAACGAAUUUUCCCUUCGUCCUAAGACAUUAGUUAUACAUUCGUUAUUUUUAAAUAUAUAUUCUAGUGUUGUACAUAAACGGUCCGGAAGAAGCGACUAUAUCUUAUUAAACUUAGCUCGCAAUUAUAAGACAUAUUUACUAUAGAAUAUAGUAAUUGUAAGAUGAAAAAUUAUACCGCCGCAGUAAUUUUUAAGAUUGUAAAAAACAAUACCAAG